This is a messenger RNA of Lutra lutra (Eurasian river otter), 2467 nucleotides long. RefSeq names its product potassium two pore domain channel subfamily K member 7 (gene KCNK7). Gene Ontology annotation, biological process: potassium ion transmembrane transport; stabilization of membrane potential. NCBI's taxonomy places the organism in Eukaryota, Metazoa, Chordata, Mammalia, Carnivora, Mustelidae. Gene Ontology annotation, molecular function: potassium ion leak channel activity. The transcript is spliced from 3 exons. The record is from RefSeq and is a predicted model, not a curated record. Bases 999 to 2129 code for a protein of 376 amino acids. Gene Ontology annotation, cellular component: membrane.
CCACGGGCCUCAGGCUGUGCAGACGGUCCUCGGCCCCCACCUUCUGCAGGCCUCUCCUGCUCAUCCUUGGCAGCUUGCCGAGCGGGGCGCUGGGGGGCACCUAGAGCCCUCCGGGCAGCAUCCUGGGGGUUUGUCCUGGGUUUGUCUCUAUGCCAUGGUCUGGCGCCGGGAGGAGGCGCCUGCCCUGGCACAGGGCCCCCCCGACUCUUACUGCUGUGGGGCUCUGUGGGCGGCCACCCCCAUGCCAAGCCCCAGGGCAGGGCCCCUCUGCGGUUCUGGGGAGCGGUAGCCUAGGCUCCCUCUCACCACUGCCCAGCAGCCAGGCCCGCCAGGUCUCUUGUUCUGUGGGACAGGACCUCGGAGCAUGGAGGGUUCUCAGGGAAGACUCAGAAUGGACGUGGGAGAACAUCUCUCCAGAGGCCACUGGUCAUCCUCGGCUCCACUCACCACCCUGCCCCUACCUGACCCAUCCCAAAUCCUGCUCCUCCUCUCCCCUCCUUCCAGGACACCUGCCAUAACCCCCGUAGGUCUCCCUGGGCUGCUACUGUCCUCCAGGCCUUGUGUCUUCACCCUCAUCCCCCCACAGCCAGUCCCCUGUUCCUCUCCCACCCGAGCUCUCUCCCACCUUGCCUGGCUGACCUCUCCUGUUCCUCAGAGGCAACGUCACUCUUCACUUCUCCAGGAGCCUUCCCCAGGGCAACCCCCCCCCCCCAAAAAAAAAAAAACCUUCAGGACACAUAUGACCAUGUGAAGUUAGCACAUUUCCUUGCUAACGGGUUUCUGGUGGCGACACCAGGAGGGAAGGGACUUGUGUCCAUCCUCUUCUCUAGCGUCCUCCGGAUCGAAGCACUUGCCAAGUGGGUGAACGGAGUGUGUGUGGCUGAGGGAGCUCCUCGAAUGAUCCUCCACCGAGGGGCCUGAGCCAGUCGCUCCCUCUCCAGGCCUCCCCCUGAGGCUCCACACCCGCAUCUCCCCAGCUGCGGGGAAUUGGGCAAAUAAUGUCUGGGCCCAGAAACAGGGAGGACGGACCGAGAUCGCCUCCAAGCUUGUUCACAUCUCCCUGGCGUCCCAGUCCCAGGCGUCCCUCCGUCUCCAGCCACCCACGCCCCAGUGCCUCCCGGCCCCACCCUGCCCAGCCCCUCCCAGGUGCCUGCAGUUGGCGCAGCAGCAGCUCCCACAGCACCUCCAACCCCCGGCGGCUCACCAUGGGGGCUCUGAGGCCCUGGGCCCGAUUCCCACUACUGGUGGUGGCCCACCUGCUGGCCCUGGGGAUUGGGGCUGCGGUGUUUCAGGCCCUGGAGGGGCCUCCAGCGCUGCAGCUCCAGGCCAAGCUCAGGGCCGAGCUGGCCACUUUCCAGGCAGAGUAUGGGGCCUGCCUGCCUCCUGGGGCCCUGGAGGAGCUGCUGGGCAUCGCUCUGGCAGCCCAGGUCCACGGGGUCUCCAGCCUGGGCAAUGGCUCAGAGGCCGGGAACUGGGACCUGCCCUCGGCCCUGCUCUUCACUGCCAGCAUCCUCACCACCACGGGCUACGGCUACACGGCCCCACUGUCUGCUGGCGGAAAGGCUUUCUGCAUGGUCUACGCAGCCCUCGGGCUGCCAGCGUCCCUCGUGCUCCUGGCCACCCUGCGCCGCUGCCUGAUGCCCCUGCUCUGUUGCCCGGGGGCCUGGGGAGCCAGCCGGUGGCAGCUGACCCCGGCCAGGGCAGCGCUGCUGCAGGCGGCUGGAUGGGGACUGCUGGUGGCCGCAAUCUUCGUGCUGCUGCCGGCCCUGGUGCUGUGGGGUCUGCAGGGUGACUGCAGCCUGCUGGAGGCUGUCUACUUCUGCUUCGGCUCGCUCAGCACCAUCGGCCUGGGGGACCUGCUGCUGGGCCAUGGCCAUAGCCUACACCCUGUGCUCUACCACCUUGGCCAGCUGGCCCUUCUCGGUUACUUGCUCCUCGGGCUCCUGGCCAUGCUGCUCGUUGUGGAGACCUUCUCAGAGCUGCCACAGGCCCGUGCCCUGGUCAAGUUCUUUGGGUCCAGUGGCCCAAUGACUGCUGAAGACCAAGGUAGCAUCCUGGGCCAGGAUGACCUGGCUCUGAGCACCCUGGCGCCCUCGGCUGCAGCCCCAGAACAGGCCCCGACUUGCUGACAGGGGUCAAGUGAUGGAGUUGAGCUCCUUCCAGGUGGACAAGCCUCCAGAGGAAGCCUCCAGAGAGGGGAGGGGAGGGGGUGACUGUAAGGCCCUCAGGCAAUAGUGUAUUUUAAAAAGCGGGGCCAAUAACCCCGACUAUUUUCGUCUCUUCUUUCAAUGGGACUCCUAAAGCGAUGGAUGAUCCAAACCCCAUCAUCCGGAAACCGCACCAUCCUUUCAGGGUAAAGGCCCAGCAGGGCCCUCUGCUGCCUCUGGGAACCUCGAAGUCGGCCUGGGGCCCACUCGGGAUCCCAGACGACCUUAUCGGCCUCAGCCCCACCCCCUUCCGUUUAUUG